CAUCAUCUAGGGUUUUCAUCUUAUAUAGAGCUGCUGCUGUUGUGUUUCUUCUCCGACGGUGGUUGCGGCGAGCAAGCGAGCAAAAUCAGAACCGAAAAUGCCUAAGCAAAUCCACGAGAUCAAGGACUUCCUUCUGACGGCGAGAAGGAAGGAUGCUAGGUCUGUGAAGAUCAAGAGAAGCAAGGACAUCGUCAAGUUCAAGGUCAGGUGCUCUAGAUACCUCUACACACUAUGCGUCUUCGACCAAGAGAAGGCUGAUAAGCUUAAGCAGUCACUUCCUCCAGGUUUGAGUGUUCAAGACCUUUGAAGAUCCUCUUGAAGCCAGCUUUGAAUACUUUUGGCUUGAGAGAUUUUUAUCUUUGCUGCCUUUUUGAAUUAACUAUUAUUCAGACUCCUCUUUUCAAUUUCAAGACUUGAGCUUUUGUUUUGCUAUUUGCUAUUUACUAUCAAGGUGUUUAGUAAACAUAGUUGUCCAAAAGAUUUUGACAGUUGUCUUAUCAGAAGAAUUUACAUGUGUUACAAAAUGGAAUACGCAUUAUUAA
Messenger RNA from Brassica oleracea var. oleracea, 542 nucleotides. Its product is annotated as 60S ribosomal protein L38. Gene Ontology annotation, biological process: translation; protein-RNA complex assembly. Gene Ontology annotation, cellular component: cytosolic large ribosomal subunit; ribosome. Gene Ontology annotation, molecular function: structural constituent of ribosome. Lineage: Eukaryota; Viridiplantae; Streptophyta; Magnoliopsida; Brassicales; Brassicaceae. The transcript is spliced from 3 exons. The record is from RefSeq and is a predicted model, not a curated record. The coding region runs from base 98 to 307 and encodes 69 amino acids.